Gekko japonicus is the source of this 4047-nucleotide messenger RNA. It is a transcript of the gene NR2C1, whose product is annotated as nuclear receptor subfamily 2 group C member 1. Gene Ontology annotation, biological process: negative regulation of transcription by RNA polymerase II; cell differentiation; anatomical structure development. The record is from RefSeq and is a predicted model, not a curated record. Bases 280 to 2223 code for a protein of 647 amino acids. NCBI's taxonomy places the organism in Eukaryota, Metazoa, Chordata, Lepidosauria, Squamata, Gekkonidae. Gene Ontology annotation, molecular function: zinc ion binding; RNA polymerase II cis-regulatory region sequence-specific DNA binding; nuclear receptor activity. The transcript has 17 exons.
ACUGCGGACGAAAGGGGAGGGGGGAGGCGAACGCCACGCGAGACGGGACAGCACCGAACGUAAGGGGCGGGGUCACGAACUCUGACCCCCCCCGGGCAGAUCCGGAGCCGCCGCUGACAAAUAACCCCCUCCCCUCCAAAAGCUGUUGCCCCUGUCAGGAGCAUUCAGAAAAUAAUUAUGCAUUCAAGAAAUGGAAUGUAACACAGAUAACUUGGCACAACUGACUUGUGUAGCGCAGAGACAGAGUGAUUUACAAGGAAAUAUUAGUGACUGAAGAUUAUGGCAACUAUUGAGGAACUGGCUCAUCAGAUUAUUGAGCAGCAAAUGGGAGAGAUAGCACAUUCCCAAGGAUCUGUCACACAAACACUAAUGGAUGGGUCAGCACAAAGAAUUCAGAUUGUUCCUGCAGAUACAGGUCUUACCUUACCCCAGCGCAUACAGAUUGUCACAGAUCAGCAGACUGGGCAGAAGAUUCAGAUUGUUACAGCACUUGAUCAGACUGCAACAGGCAAACAGUUCAUUUUAACAAAUCAUGAUGGUUCUACACCAAGCAAAGUGAUCCUUGCCAGGCAAGAUGCCACUCCAGGAAAAGUUUUCCUAGCAACUCCAGAUGCUGCAGGAGUCAACCAGCUUUUUUUUACAUCUCAAGAUAUAUCUGCACAACACAUUCAGAUUUUAAAGGACAAUUCUUCCACAGAGCAAACCCUAAAUAAAGUAUUUGAUCUCUGUGUGGUUUGUGGAGAUAAAGCAUCAGGACGCCAUUAUGGAGCAGUAACAUGUGAAGGAUGCAAAGGAUUCUUUAAAAGAAGCAUACGAAAGAAUUUAGUGUAUUCAUGCCGAGGGGCAAAAGACUGUGUGAUUAACAAACACCAUAGAAACCGAUGUCAGUACUGUAGGCUACAGAGAUGUAUUGCUUUUGGAAUGAAGCAAGAUUCUCCACACCCUUUUGUAGCUGUUCAGUGUGAGAGGAAACCUGUUGAAGUAUCACGAGAAAAAUCUUCAAACUGUGCAGCUUCGACAGAAAAGAUUUACAUUCGGAAAGAUUUGCGCAGCCCGUUAACAGCAACUCCAACCUUUGUCACAGACAGUGAAACAGCAAGGUCAACAGGAAUGUUGGAGUCUGGAAUGUUUGUGAACAUUCAUCAGUCUAGUAUAAAGAAUGAGCCUGCAGUGCUGAUGACUUCAGAUAAGGUUGAGACAUGUCAAGGAGAUUUAAGUACGCUGGCAAAUGUGGUAACAUCAUUAGCAAGUCUAAGCAAGUCCAAAGAAAUGUCUCAAAGUAGUCCUGACCUAUCUGUGAUAGAAAGCUUAAGCAAUGGAGAUGCAUCAUUGUCUGAACUGCAGCAAGAUGAACAUGCAAAUACUGAUGUUUCAAGGGCAUUUGAUACUCUUGCGAAAGCAUUGAAUCCUGGAGAAAGUGCAUCAUGUCAGAGCUCUGCAGAAAGUAUGGAAGCCAGUGCACGUCUCGUUGGUGAAGAAGCUAGCAUGAAUAUUGUUGAAAUAGAGGGCCCAAUUCUCAGCGAUGCUCAUGUAGCUUUCAGGCUCACCAUGCCUUCUCCUAUGCCUGAAUACCUGAAUGUUCAUUAUAUUUGUGAAUCGGCAUCUAGAUUGCUGUUUUUAUCUAUGCACUGGGCACGGUCCAUUCCUUCCUUUCAAGCUCUAGGACAAGACAACAGCAUAUCAUUAGUGAAAGCCUGCUGGAAUGAACUCUUUACUCUUGGUCUUGCACAGUGUUCACAAGUGAUGAAUGUAGCAACUAUAUUAACUGCAUUUGUUAAUCACCUUCAUAAUAGCUUACAGCAAGAUAAGCUGUCGGCAGAGAGAGGAAAGCUUGUGAUGGAACAUAUCUUCAAACUGCAGGAGUUCUGCAACAGCAUGGUAAAGCUUUGUCUGGAUGGUUAUGAAUUUGCUUACUUGAAAGCAAUUGUCCUCUUCAGCCCUGAUCAUCCAGGCUUAGAAAAUGUGGUACAGAUUGAAAAAUUUCAAGAAAAAGCAUAUAAGGAGUUUCAAGAUUAUGUAACAAUAGUAUAUCCAGAUGAUACCUACAGACUGUCUCGGUUACUUCUCAGAUUGCCUGCCUUGAGACUGAUGAGUGCUGCUAUCACAGAAGAAUUGUUUUUCGCAGGACUUAUUGGAAAUGUUCAAAUAGACAGCAUCAUACCAUAUAUUCUAAGAAUGGAGACUGCAGAUUACAACUCCCAAAUAAUUGGUCAUGCUGUAUAAAUGUUGAACCACGGAUUCUAUACCAUGGCAAUCAUGGUGAUGUAAAUGUACACUUAUCUCCAAGAGAUAACAAGAAGCUUUCCUGUGCAGUUAUUAGAAGGAAAAUAAAAGAAGGUGCAACUUUCUCUCUUCCUGUACAUUUGAGAAACACAGCAGAAUAGUUUGCGGUGAUACAGGAUGACUUGCUUUUUAUCUGGUUUUCAAGAACUUGUAGAUUACUUAGAAUCUAACGAAAAUCAAGAAUAGUUCAUCCUAUUUUUGUAGUUUAGCUGUAUCUGGAACACUGACAGUAACAACACCAGACAAAUGUACGAAACUUAGUCUUUGGUAGGUGAGUCACUUCACCAAGACAUUUCAGCUUGAUGUUUUAGAAAAAAAAUAAAUUAACUUUCCUCCCAAUGUUUGUUUUCACUAUCUUGUUUCUGCAAAUUCACUUUUGACAGUUUUGAUGCAAGUCUGAAAUCCUGAGGAAGCCAACGUAUUUUCUCAUGUGACAGCGUAAGAAUUUUUGGCUAUCUUUCAGCUACUUUGAGCAGAACAACUUGAGCUGGACACUUUUUAAAGUGUUAGAGGGAAAUCACAGGAGGGCUGUGAAAUUGGCUUGACAUUGUUAGCCCCCAAAGUAAUUCCUAUAUUAUUUGGGUUAAUCUUGGAAACCAGCAGCUGUCAUAUUCAGUUAUCUGAUGAUCUUAUGAUUUAGAAAGUGUUACAGAUCCUUUAAUGGCAUCAAGUUUUUAUUGUGUGCUAUUAUCUAAGUUCUGCUAUAUACUAUAUAGUUUAUCAGUGCCAAUUCUGUUCAUUUUAGUCAGAUGCCCCUACACCCAAUUAAGAAUCAAAUUGACUACUGUUGGAGGUUCCCUUUAACCCAGGUGUUUGAGCUAUCACAUGCCAAUAUACCACCAUUACUGAAUCUCCUCUAUCAGUUUUGACCCAUCUACAGGGUGUAAAUAAGUUCUCAACCAAUGCAGUUCUUAUAAGAAGAGGGAGGAAUGGUCAGAAUUUUUCAGGAGUGCUAUUUAAAAUAAUAAACCAAUGAAUAAACCAAUUAUGGAAUUUAUGUGAAUUCUGUUUUCCUGAACAGUAAUGAUCACAGAAUCCUCAUUACAAAUUUUUUGUUUGUUGCUGAACACCUUCAGAUUUUGAAGUUUUCCCCCAAAGCACUUUUGAUUAUUAAAAGUUGUUUUUAAUUACCAUAUAAUAGUUAACCAAGCUCCAACAUGAAAUGUUAAUUUACUGUUAUCGAGGAUUGCCCAUGUAGUUUUUUUAUAACUUUCCUUGUUUGACAUUUGAUGAUACUAACACAACUGCCUCUAAUUGAUACUUAUUACCAGCCUGUGAAAAGGGUGUUUUGGUAAUUUGAAAGACAGGAAUAUUUGCAUCAGGUUUUUCUAAACAGAUUGAAUAGAAAACAGUAGUCUUACAUAUUUUAUUGCAUCCCCUAACAACAAUGAAGUGAAGAGUUGCAUUUCCCCCCAAAAUAUAUGUGUGUAUCUGUGCAACAAUAUACACACAUAGAGCUGUAUUAUAUUUUCUUUAAUAUAUAUUACCAGGUAUUUCUUGUAGCUACAAUUUGAGCUGUUUUAAAUCCUUCUAAACUGUUUACUGCAUUGUACAUUCCUCUAAUGGGCUCAAUAUAUUUGUUAUUUUUAUUUCCACUCUGGUGUCCCUGGAAAUCAAUUGCUUCUUCAUUCCAUUCCACUUUUUGUAUAAAUUUUAUUUGUGGUUCAGUUGUAGCAUAAGCAUUGGGAACGUCCCAAUGACUGUCUUGCCAUUGUAUAAAAAUUACUGUAAAUGUCUUGAAAUCAAAAGAAGUGUAAAUUCUAU